AUGUCAACAGUUUUUAACGAGCCGAAUGUUUGGAGAGAAUGUAACCAGUGGCGUUCUGUCUUUGCAACGCCAUCUGACGGAACCGGGCAAUUAUUUGCCAAUUUUGGUUCUAUCGAUGAAGAUACAACAACUGUCCAAGACGUGGAAACUAUGAUUCAAGUUAUUGCCAAUCAAUUCGCUAUGGAUGUAUACAAUGAGCUCAAAAAUGAUGUAACUACAGAACAGCUUAGAGCUGUAAAAACAUCUCAAGCCGAAACUCGCCGAACAACAUUUCGCCCAAUGGGACCUCAUAAAACACCUACAGUCACGCCAAUUAACUCUCGACGCGGUCAAAGAACGCAUACUGGAGCAAAUGGAAGAGCUUCGAUCAAAUAUGUGUGA
Molecule: messenger RNA, 381 nt
Organism: Trichomonas vaginalis G3
Lineage: Eukaryota; Parabasalia; Trichomonadida; Trichomonadidae
Exons: 1
Coding region: 1-381 (126 amino acids)
Source: RefSeq, a predicted model, not a curated record